This is a messenger RNA of Symbiodinium sp. CCMP2592, 2754 nucleotides long. NCBI's taxonomy places the organism in Eukaryota, Dinophyceae, Suessiales, Symbiodiniaceae. The record is from the annotation of a GenBank genome assembly.
AUGCAGCUGGCUGGCGAGGACGUCUUCCUGGGUGCCGAUGAUGUUCCUCGGCCCACGGAGGAGAUGAUGGAUGACCUGGAGGAGCAAUCUUGGCAGGGAUGGAGCACGAAGGGCCAGGAAAGGGGAGAAGGAAAAGAGAAAGGCCAGGAAAAGGGCAAAGGAAAAGACCAGGAAAGCACCGAGAAGGACCACAAGGGAAAGGGAAAAGCGAAAGGCCAGGAAAAAGGAAAGGAGAAGGGCCAGGAAAAGGGCGAAGGAAAAGGCCAGGAAAGUACCGAGAAGGGCCAGGAGAAGGGAAAAGGAAAGGUGAAAGGCCAGGACAAGGGCAAGGGGAAAGGCCAGGAAAGCACCGAGAAGGGCCCAGAAAAGGGUAAAGGACAGGAGAAAGGCCAGGAAAAGGGCAAAGGGAAAGCCCCGGAGAGCCCCGAGAAGGGCCAGGAGAAGGGAAAAGGAAAGGAAAAGGGCCAGGAAAAGGGCCAGGAAAAGGGCAAAGGGAAAGGCAAGGAAAGCACCGAGAAGGGCCAGGAAAGCACCGAGAAGGGCCAGGAAAAGGGAAAAGGAAAGGUGAAAGGCCAGGAAAACACCGAGAAAGGCCAAGAGAAGGGGAAAGGAAAGGAGAAAAGCCAAGACAAGGGCAAAGGGAAAGGCCAGGAGAGCACCGAGAAGGGCCAGGAGAAGGGAAAAGGAAAGGACAAGGGCCAGGAAAAGGGCAAAGGAAAAGGGCAGGAAAGCACCGAGAAGGGCCAGGAGAAGGGAAAAGGAAAGGAAAAGGGCCAGGAAAAGGGCAAAGAGAAAGGCCAGGAAAGCACCGAGAAGGGCCAGGAGAAGGGAAAAGGAAAAGAAAAGGGCCAGGAAAAGGGCAAAAAGAAAGGCCAGGAAAGCACCGAGAAGGGUCAGGAAAAGGGAAAAGGAAAGGUGAAAGGCCAGGAAAGCACCGAGAAGGGCCAAGAGAAGGGGAAAGGAAAGGAGAAAGGCCAAGACAAGGGCAAAGGGAAAACUCAGGAGAGCACCGAGAAGGGCCAGGAGAAGGGAAAAGGAAAGGAAAAGGGCCAGGAGAAGGGCAAAGGAAAACCCCAGGAGAGCCCCGAGAAGGGCCACGAGAAGGGAAAAGGAAAGGAAAAAGGCCAGGAAAAGGGCAAAGGGAAAGCCCAGGAGAGCACCGAGAAGGGCCAGGAGAAGGGAAAAAGACAGGAAAAAGGCCAGGAAAAGGGCAAAGGGAAAGCCCAGGAGAGCACCGAGAAGGGCCAGGAGAAGGGAAAAGGACAGGAAAAAGGCCAGGAAAAGGGCAAAGGGAAAGCCCAGGAGAGCACCGAGAAGGGCCAGGAGAAGGGAAAAGGACAGGUGAAAGGCCAGGAGAAGGGCAAAGGGAAAGGCCAGGAGAGCACCGAGAAGGGCCAGGAGAAGGGAAAAGGAGAGGAAAAAGGCCAGGAAAAGGGCAAAAGGAAAGCCCAGGAGAGCACCGAGAAGGGCCAGGAAAAGGGGAACGGAAAAGAGAAAGGCCAGGACAAGGGCAAGGGGAAAGGCCAGGAAAGCACCGAGAAGGGUGGUAAGUUUGGCUUGGUCACUAGACAGGGCAUGGAAGAUCUGUUCGGUUCCAGAGACAACAAUGAUCAGUGGUGGGGUCCCCAGGAAAGUGGCCCGUCAAGCUCCUCCUGGGAAGGUCGUGCUGUUGCACCGGAAAAGAGAACCUGGGAAGAUGCGAGCCAGUCGAAAGGCCUGCCAGAUCAGUGGGAGGAUCCCCAGUCAAAGAAGCCACGCCGCAGCUUCACGCGGCAGUCCUGGGCCAGUGAUGUUACGGAAGAGAGCCAGGACCAGGUUCGAAAGCUGACAGAGGAACAAAGGGCUCAGAUUGAAGCUCUGGAGAAACCCGAGGACAUCGACCUGGCCGAACGGAAACGCCUCAACGAGGGCCUUCGCCGGCGAAUGAACAGUGCCAAGGGCCAGCCUGUGAGACUACGCAAGGGUCUGGUUGAACAAUGGCAGGCGGCAGUGUCGCCAACGGAGAAGUUUCAAUUCUUGAAGGCAUAUCUUCUCGACCGGGACAUGCCCUCCAUCGAGAUUCAGCCGUACUUCGAGGAGCCACUGGUCUGGUCCUAUAGUUCGAACAUCUCCAGAGUGGGUUCCAAAACGCGGGCCAAGGUCCAGCCUUCGCAGAACCGACAGGAGCGGCAAGCCCUCGCAGACACGCUAGAGAAGAAGAUCGCCGGGAUGAAGACUGGCACGGCCGAGUCAAAGAAAGCAGGGAACAAAGCGAAGUCGAAGAAGGAACUGACAGCCGACGAGAAACUGAAGAAGGAUUUCCAAAAGGAUCACCUGGGGAUUCGUAAUAUGGCCGACAAAGCUGUGCACAUCGCAUCGGAGAUCAGCUCCUGUGGGCUUCUCCACCAAGAGAAAAUGGUGGAAAGCUUGGGGAAAGUCAACACGACGUGCACCAAGAUCUACAAUGAGAUUCAGCAGAUGGUGUUCUCGUGCAAGCCGGUGAACGAAUGCUAUGAAAUACUCGAUGGAUACAAAGUGGAGCUGGAGGAAUGCCAGAAGAAGAUCACCAACGGCGAGGACAUUGUGGAUUCGCACAAGAGACGCCUGGCUACGGAAAAGAGAAAAAGGGAAAAAGAAGAGAAGAAAGAAAAGCAAAAGCAUGAUGAUGACGACAGGGAUGAUGGAUAUGAUGCAGAUGAAAAAGAUGCCGCCGAAGCCGCCGCAGAGGAAGAAUGGCCGGAGGAGGAUCCUGAACCGCCUGCAAAACGCAGGUAA